CAUGCAAAGUUGCCACUAUUUUCAGGGGGUGGGGGAGGGGUGUUUCGCAAAGUCAACGAAACACAAAGCGUCAGCAAAUUAUAAAGAUGGCGUUGUUGUCGCUGUUGUUAAUGAUUUUACUAGCAGUCAGCUCGGCUUUGUCGGCUCGGAUUGCUGGUUUCUGUGCCGUUGGAGGAUCACAGUACAUUAACACAAGACAUACUCUGGAAGAACUAGCCAACAGAGGCCACGAGGUGGUGCUUGUUGUUCCCUCAUCUCAGAAAAUCAAACCCAGUGAGAAAGUGCCACACAAGAUUUACCAAGUACCCUAUGAACCUGGCUUCCAUGAAGAUGCCAUGAUACGGCUUGAAUUUGAGGGAAAUAAGUUACAACUGUUUUUGAAAAUGGGUGAAGUGCUGCAUGCUUUGUGUGAGAGUGUUUUCAACAGCACAGAGGUUCUCGAGGACCUGAAAGGCUUUGACCUCAUUAUUUAUGACAGUCUUGCAUCUUGUGCUGUAUUGAUUGGUGAACACCUUAGUAUUCCUAGAGUCGAGAUUUUGCCUGCUCCACCAAAUGUUCCAUUCUCUUUUAAGCACAUGAUACCAAUGCCUGUCUCCUACGUUCCACAACUGUUGACAGGAUUUACUGACAAAAUGACUUUUUUGGAACGUGUGAUGAAUUUAGGGGUUUACUUUGGUACAAAGCAUUUUAUACAGUUUGCAUUUGAAAGACAAAUGGAUGCUCUUAAAGUCAAGUACAAAAUCAAACCUGAACAAAGUUUUCAUGAGGCUGCUGGUGAUGUUGAACUUGUCAUAAUUACUGCAGACUUUGCUAUAGAGUAUCCACAACCCCUAUUGCCAGGCAAUGUCAUGGUUGGACCACUGAAUGUCAAAAAAGCGGCAAGGGCACUCCCCCCUGAUUUAGAAGAAUUUGUCAGCAAUUCAGGGGGCCAUGGCUUUAUCAUUGUUUCCUUUGGUUCAAAUGUGGCAUCAGUUCUUCCAAAGACAGUGGUAGACAUGUUAGCAACAGCAUUUGGAAAGCUGAAACAGAGAGUUGUGUGGAGGCUUCAAGGUUACAUUCCUUCCUUCCUUGCUACAAACAUCAAAGUACAGGAAUGGUUACCUCAGAAUGAUCUUUUGGCUCACAAGGACAUCAAAGCUUUUGUCUCCCAUGUGGGACACAACAGUCUUUAUGAGUCAGCUUAUCAUGGCGUGCCUUUAUUGGCUUUCCCCCUGUUUGGAGACCAACAAAGCAAUGCCAAGAAAGUAGAGCAUGUUGGAAUUGGUUUAGCAGUGGAUUAUAAAAGCUUUAAUGCCCAACAGUUGGUUGAGACAAUUGAGCGUGUCAUUAGUGAACCCAGAUUCAAAACAGAAGCAAUGCAUAUCUCUGGCUUGUUAAAGGAUCGUCGACAAAUGCCUCUUCAAGAAACCUGUGACUGGAUAGAGUAUGUACUCAGACAUGGUGGAGCUCGGCACCUCAGAGCUCAAGUGUUUAACAUCCCUUGGUAUCAAUACUACUUACUUGAUGUCAUGGCUUUCCUUGUUGCUAUAGUUACCUUGGUUGUCAUGGCUAUGCGUUUGAUGUACAGAUGCCUGUGCCAUUUGUGUUGUAAAAAGAGUAAUAGCAAAGCUAAGGAGGAGUAAAACUGGAAAAUUAUUUGUGAGCCUGGUCUCAUCAUAAGACUAGUCAUGUGAUUACCAAAUUACCUGUUAGCACCAUUUUCAUUUUUAUACAGAAUAAUUACUGUCACCUGAGGUUCAAAAGUUGAUGGUACAGUUCACAAUAGAUUUUUGUGAAUCAGUAGAUAAACUGCCCAGAAGAGUCUUAAGUGGACAAACAAGAUUUACUUCAUUUCACUGAGAGAGUUCAUUUAACUGAAAGAGACCUCAUAAAAACAGAAAGCAUGGUCUGGGACCGUCACAAACCACCACAGGACAUCCAACGUAUAUAGCUUACUCGAUAUUACAGUGUGCCUCAGCCCUGCCAUAAAUGUUUGCCAUGUUGUUUUGUCUAUCUGUUUUAUCUACCUUGAAAUACUUGGAAAAAAGAGCAUGAGUUUUCUUUUGUAUUUUUGGCAAGGCAACUAAUAAUGCAGUUUAAAGCAUCCCAUAUUUAAUAAUAAUAUCAAAAGUAAUGAUUUUCUAAAUUUCUUUGUUAGGAUCCUUGACCAGUGAGAUUAUUUCGAAAAUGAUGCUUUUCACUUACGGAUCUGUUGAUCUGUAGUCACUACAACUAAUCUGCAAAAUUCUUCUCUAAUAAUUUAAAAGGAAUAUAUCCAACGAAAAGGCCUGUAGUCAACAUGGACUAGUUGAUUAAAGCAUUUUAUCAUUCCAUGUAUUUUUCUCUUACUUUACAUUAGCGAAGAGCCCACUAUGUGACCCACAAGUAACUGCUAUCAAAUAAUGGUCUGUUCAUGCGUAAUGCGAUCUAAAUGUAAUAUUUUUGGUUUUGAUCUGCUCACUACUGACACAUCAGAAUAUUUCAUUCAACCCUGUCUAAUAAUUGUUAAUUAUUAGUUUUAGUUAAAAAAACAUGCACAAUAAAAAUAAACUUAUUUCAAAAGUGUGAUAUCUGUGUUCAACCUGAAUGGGCACUAUAUUCACAAUGGCUCACCUUUGGCUUGCUAGUGCAGCAUCUUAAUCUCAAGCCAAAUAUUUUCCUGUCCAGUUCUCCCACUCAGUAAACAAUAACAAAAGGCAUGAUAGGAAGUAAUGUUGAUUUUCAAUUUCAUUUGAAUGACAGAAAGAACAGAUUCUUGAUCUGUAAGAGUCUUUGGUUGGCUGGUCUUUAUCUGCCAGUUCUUCAGACAGCUGCAAUAUUAUUUUUUGACGAGGUGUGAAGAUAAAUCCAACAAGUUCUGAACAGGCAAUUUACAUAGUUCUUUUCAAACUUGUUCCCAGUUGCUUUGGCCUCUUCAAAUACUUUACUCAAUAAUUCCGGGCUUAAGGUGG
Molecule: messenger RNA, 2930 nt
Organism: Orbicella faveolata
Lineage: Eukaryota; Metazoa; Cnidaria; Anthozoa; Scleractinia; Merulinidae
Product: UDP-glucuronosyltransferase 1A5-like
Molecular function (GO): UDP-glycosyltransferase activity
Source: RefSeq, a predicted model, not a curated record